Osmerus eperlanus (European smelt) is the source of this 2540-nucleotide messenger RNA. It is a transcript of the gene hsd11b2, whose product is annotated as hydroxysteroid (11-beta) dehydrogenase 2. Lineage: Eukaryota; Metazoa; Chordata; Actinopteri; Osmeriformes; Osmeridae. Gene Ontology annotation, cellular component: intracellular membrane-bounded organelle. The transcript has 5 exons. The record is from RefSeq and is a predicted model, not a curated record. Gene Ontology annotation, molecular function: 11-beta-hydroxysteroid dehydrogenase (NAD+) activity. Gene Ontology annotation, biological process: glucocorticoid metabolic process.
CCCAGUGUACUGUACUAACCUCCACUCUUCCUCCUCCACGAUUAGGUGUUCAGUGUGCUGGGUGUUACAGUGCCUAUGUGUCUGUGAGUGUGUGUCUGUGAGUGUGUGUCUGUGAGUGUGUGCUUAUGCGUGUGUGAGCAAGACAGAGAGAGAGAGAGAGAGAGAGAGAGAGAGAGAGAGAGAGAGAGAGGCACAUUGUUAAUGGUCUGUUCCAGACACCUUCCACUCUGUGACAGAGAGCAACAAAAAAAGAGGAGAAAGCCAAACACAGAAGAAGAAAAGAGAGAGAGAGAGAGAGAGAGUUGGUUGCAAGAACCUUUUUGGAAGAGCCUCUUCCAACACCUGGUCUUCUUUUCCUGCAGUCUCCCUCUCCUGCAGUCUCCCUCUCCUGCAGUCUCCCUCUCCUGCAGUCUGUGCGUUACCAUGGAAGACUAUGCGCUGCCUUUCUGGCUCUACAUGGGAGUGAUGUCCGUGUUUGUCGGCGGAGCCAUCAAGAAAGUGCUGGCGUCCCACAUCAGCGCCGUGCCAACGCUGGUGGCCUGGCUCAGCGCCACGGUGCUGGUGGAAAGGCUGUGGUCCUUCUGCGUGCCCGCGGUCCUGGUACUGGCUGCCCUCUGCCUCGCCUGCUGCCUCUACUCUGUCAGGACUGCCCCGAUGCCCGCUCUGCCUGCCGAGGGCAAGGUUGUGUUCAUCACAGGUUGCGACUCCGGCUUCGGUAAUGCAGCCGCACGAAAUCUGGACGAGCUGGGUUUCGAAGUGUUCGCUACAGUGCUGGAUCUGUCCGGGGAGGGAGCCAGAGACCUCAAGAGGACCUGCUCCCCGCGCCUCACCCUCCUCCAGGUGGACAUCACCCAGCCACAGCAGGUCCAGCAGGCCCUACUGGACACAAAGGCUAAACUGGGACUCAGAGGGCUUGAACAGCUCCUUUGGAGGGAAAUCUUUUUACAGUCAAACCUGGGUUGCCAGAUGAAUUAUUUUGAUACGACAAGCCUCUAACUAAGGGUGUGUUUGCUUCUAGGAGACCAGCCGUUCCCUAGCCUGGCUGCAUACGGGGCGUCCAAGGCCGCCCUCAACCUCUUCAUCAACACCCUGCGGCACGAGAUGGAGCCCUGGGGGGUCAAAGUCUCCACCAUCCUGCCAUCCUCCUACAAGACAGGUCAGUCCAGUAACCAGGAAUACUGGGAGAAACAAUUCAAGCACCUGGUCCAGAACCUGAGUCCGUCCCUCCUGGAGGAAUACGGGGAGGAUUACAUGGAGGAAACCAAGGAACUGUUCCACAGCUACGCCAGGACAGCCAACGAAGACCUCAGCCCUGUUAUCAACACCAUCUCGGAGGCGCUCCUCUCCCCGAAGCCUCAUGUUCGCUACUUCGCUGGCCCCGGCGUGGGCCUCAUGUACUUCAUCUACAGUUACUUUCCCUUCAGCAUCAGUGACAGGUUCCUCCAGAAACUGUUUGUCCGGAAGAAGCUGGCACCCCGGGCCUUGAGGAAGGAAAACAGCCUGAGCUUAAACGGCCUGAACCACAAUAUUAACAACAACAACAUUGAGAAAGUAGACAAGUAGUCUAAACUAUAGAUGGGUGUGGGAAAAAAUAUAUAAAUAUGUGUACGAAUCUGUAGGACCACUUCUGUAACAGGCUCAUAGUGUUGUGUUUUGACGUACGUUUCGUUUUGUAUAUUUGUUUUUUACUUGUAUAUUGAAUAUGUAUUAUUGAAGGGAUCAUUGAAUUGCACCAAAUGUUUUUGUGUGUGUGUUUUUUUUUGUCUCGUAUAAUAUAACAUGGCAGCCAGUGAGUGGGUUCUGUGUCAGAGAAGAUAAGCCUAGAGGUCAACAAGUUUGGGGUGGUAGAGCUAUCUCCAUGACAACAAACAAUUAGGCUUAGGCUAGCCUUGUACCUGUGGGUCCCUCACCUGUGGUCUAUGACCCUGUGUACUGUAUUAGGUUCUAGGCACAAGCUAGCUCAGUUACGAACACAUUGUAGACAACAAACGUAAUAAAAUCUGCCAAUAAAAACGCACAUUUACUACUGGCAACAGCAUAUUGGUAUUUCACCGCAUGUACAGACAACACACAAAUACACACUGAAGACGUGCCUUGGUCGCAAUCAUUAUGUAUCGUAGCAAUCAUUAUGACAGAAAUGUAUGUAGUGGAAUUCAUUUGUUUUGUUGCUGUCGUGGCUGAUUUGAACUAUUCCCUGUGACCUGCUCUGAGUCAUACAGUACAGAGCAAAAGACACAAACUUGGCCUUGUUUUUGUAAAUAUGUCAUUAUCAAGUUUUUUGAUUAAUGGAUCCUAGAAGUUGAAUUUCAGAUGUUGUUUGUACUUAUGUGCAUUUAUUUUUAUUUUUCACCUCACUGUUAACUUGUCACUUAAAUCAGAAUAUUCAUGCCAGGUGUUUUUUAUUUCUGGUUUUACUCAUGAAUCACUUCAACUGUGAAUUUUAUAUCACAUCAUGAAAAAAACGGAUGAAAAAAACAAACAAACCGCAAUUGUUCACUUGGUUCGUUCUUUGAUAGUAUUAAAGUUGACUUUUUCAAACA